AUGCUGCUGGGCGCGAACACGGUUUCGAGUUCGUUCACUAUCAACACGUCUUUGUUUAGUUUUGGCAGCGUUCACAAAAUAAUGUACCCGAGCCCCGAAGAAGCUGCUGCCGUGAAGGCUGCGGAGGCCCUCAUGAUCACAACAAUGGCCAGGUAUGAUCCUUCGCACGACGCAUUUCACGUACAACGCGUUAGAAAGACUGCUCUGAGCCUCGCACGGGCCGUCUCUGCCGACCCAAAUGCAUUCGCGAAACCGGACCUGCUUGUCGUAGAAAUUGCGGCGCUGCUUCACGACGUCCUAGACAAGAAAUACGUGUCUGCUGCGGAGGCCGCGGAUCCUUACGCGUUUUUCCUUGUCUUCUUUCAAGAAAUUGCUACAGCUCAUGGUAUCGACCUUGUGCAAGAUGGCCGCGCGCGGACCAUCGCCAAGAUUGUGGACAAUGUUUCUUGGAGCACGGAAAAGCGUCUGCGUAAAGAAGGUCUACUUGAGGACUGGCAUGAGCAAUGUGUGGAACUGCAUUGCGUGCAAGACGCAGACAGGCUGGAUGCCAUUGGAGCAUUCGGCAUCAUGCGUUGUGCAGCAUUCAGCGCCGCGACAAAUCACCCCCUGCAUACACCUGUUGACGACCCUGCACAUGCCUCCUCCGCUGUCCAGCACUUUCACGAUAAAUUGCUGCACAUACGAGAAAGACUGAAGACGAAGCAAGGAAAGCAGCUAGCUGAGAAGCGCCACAAGCUGAUGCUGGAUUUCCUACAGGGCGUCGAUGAUGAAUACAAUAUUGGGCACUGA
This is a messenger RNA of Fibroporia radiculosa, 789 nucleotides long. RefSeq lists its product as uncharacterized. Lineage: Eukaryota; Fungi; Basidiomycota; Agaricomycetes; Polyporales; Fibroporiaceae. The coding region runs from base 1 to 789 and encodes 262 amino acids. The record is from RefSeq and is a predicted model, not a curated record. The transcript has 5 exons.